AUGUGCCAGUGCUACAUACAGCAUGACAAAUCGGUGCCCUUAUUCAACCAGAAUGUCAUGGAACAGUUCAAUCCUGGUCUCCGGAAUUUAAUAAACCUAGGGAAAAACUAUGAGAAGGCUGUUAGUGCUAUGAUAGUGGCAGGAAGAGCCUACUAUGAUGGUGUAGCAAAAAUUGGAGAAAUAGCUACUGGUUCUCCUGUGUCCAUAGAGUUGGGACAGGUCCUUAUUGAGAUCUCAAAUACCCACAAGAAACUCAAUGACAGUCUUGAUGAAAAUUUCAAAAAAUUCCAUAAAGAAAUUAUACGUGAGCUGGAGAAGAAGACAGAACUUGAUGUCAAAUACAUGAAUGCAACUCUAAAGAGAUACCAAACAGAACACAGAAGUAAAUUAGAUUCUUUGGAGAAAUCUCAGGCAGAGUUGAAAAAGAUUCGAAGGAAAAGUCAAGGUGGAAAAAAUGCACUCAAGUAUGAACAUAAAGAAAUCGAGUAUGUAGAAACUGUCACUUCUCGUCAGAGUGAUAUCCAGAAAUUUAUUGCGGAUGGCUGCAAAGAAGCUCUCCUGGAAGAGAAAAGGCGAUUCUGCUUUCUGGUCGACAAACACUGCUCUUUUGCCAGUCACAUAAAUCACUAUCACCUACAGUCUGCAGAAUUACUCGAUUCUAAACUACCUAAGUGGCAGGAAACUUGUAGUGAUGCCACCAAAGUGCCAGAGAAGAUCAUGAAUAUGAUCGAAGAAAUAAAGACGCCAGGUUCCACCCCAGUAUCAGGAACACCUCAACCUUCACCAAUGAUAGAAAGAAGCAACAUGGUUGGGGAACAUUAUGACACUAUCCCUAAGUAUUCACCAAAGAUGCCCCCAGUUUCUUCAGCCAGAGCGUAUGCUAGUCCUCUAGCUGACAUGUUUACCAACCCAGCGACCAUCCCAAAGACUUCAGAAAGAUUAAAUAAUACAGCUGAUAAUUCAGAGGAUCCCAGUUUACAGCGAUCUAUUUCUGUAGCAACAGGAUUAAACAUGAUUAAAAGGCAAAAAGUGAGAACAAUCUUCCCGCAUACUGCUGGAAGUAACAAGACGUUGCUUAGCUUUGCACAGGGAGACAUCAUCACGUUGCUCAUCCCAGAGGAAAAAGAUGGCUGGCUGUAUGGAGAACAUGACCACUCUAAAGUGAGGGGCUGGUUUCCAUUAUCAUAUACAAAGCCACUAGAAGAAAAUGAGGAAUUUACACCAAAUGUGCCAACUCCCAGCCCUGCACCUGUUAGAAGCAUCAGUACAGUGAACUUAGCAGAAAAAAGUAAUGUUGUCAUCCCACCUCCUGAUUAUCUAGAAUGUUUGUCUGGAGUUGCUGCUGCAGAUAAAAAGAUAGACACUUCUUUGAAAAGUUCUACAUUUAAGCCACCAGCACCCAAACCAGAAAUCACAUCUCCUAAGCCAGAUUCAAACGGAAUAGCCAAGCCUCCUUUUCUAAGUGGAGAAAAUCCUUUUGCUACUGUGAAACUCCGACCAACAGUGACAAAUGACAGGUCAGCACCGAUAAUUCGAUGAAUGAGAGUCAAGAAAGUAACACUCAACAUUUUUUUUUCAUCCUGCAAACUACAUGUUCAACAUGAUUAUCUUGUUUAACAUCUGCUAUCAUUACAGAGGAAUGGAACGUAAGAAAGGUUUUCCAGUUUUCAAUGAAUGUUAAAGAAAUCAAAUGCUCAUAAGAUUUGAGAGUGAAUGAACUCACUUCUGCCUUUAAAUGAAUAUAAUAUAUUGUAAUAACCACAAUUAAUAACUUAAAUGUUUUCUUCCUUAAACCAAUAGACUGUUCUGUUCCACUGAUUCUCUUUGGAGGUUGUAGUAAUCUGUUGUUUUUAAUGUAUAAUUUUAUAGAAAUAAGCAAUUGUCUUUGCUCUCAUGUUCUCUACACCCAAGUGCAAAAUUGAUUCUUUUGCUUUAAGGUUAAAUACGUGCUCUUCUAUUAUAUGUAAGCAAUAGCAUUGUAAUAUUUCAUGGAUUUGCAUCAAGCACAGACCAUAAAUUAUUUGUGCUGACAUAGAUUAUUAAAAGGUACCAUUUCAAAUUUUAAAGUUUUCCUUUUUUUUACUUAAAUUUUUAUUUUUAAAAUUAAAGCAUACAAACCCCAAAUACAGAACUGUAAAAGACAAUCCUUCACCUCCCUUCCCCUAACAGUUAGUUAUAAUCAAUCUUAGGAGAAAUCAACCUCCUCACUCAUGUAAUUUGUAGAAUUUUUCUUCCUAAGAAAUCACUUGUAAAAACUAUUGAAUAUUGGAGUUGUACUCCAAAUUCACAAAUAAAAUUUCAAACUGUAGGAUGCGUGUCAGGAUUUUUGUACUA
Gracilinanus agilis (Agile Gracile Mouse Opossum) is the source of this 2334-nucleotide messenger RNA. RefSeq names its product BAR/IMD domain containing adaptor protein 2 like 1 (gene BAIAP2L1). Gene Ontology annotation, biological process: plasma membrane organization; positive regulation of actin filament polymerization; actin filament bundle assembly. Gene Ontology annotation, cellular component: nucleoplasm; cytosol. The transcript is spliced from 14 exons. NCBI's taxonomy places the organism in Eukaryota, Metazoa, Chordata, Mammalia, Didelphimorphia, Didelphidae. Bases 1 to 1539 code for a protein of 512 amino acids. The record is from RefSeq and is a predicted model, not a curated record. Gene Ontology annotation, molecular function: protein binding.